AUGGAGAAUAUGUUUAGACUGAGCUUCUUGAUAGUCUCCCUGUUUGCCCGCUGUUAUGUUCUGGAGGCAGUUCCAAACAGUUUGAAAAGUCCACAGCGGCUUCCGGCGAGUCAGCUACAAUUUGUACCAGCGAAAAAGUUUCCGUAUCCUCUUAAGGAGCCAAUUAGCAAGCCUAACACAAGAGUUAAAACAGUCGCCGUAUACUGUCACGAGGACUACAUUGAGAUUCUGGUGAAAGCGGAUCUUUUUGGCCUCGGUAUCCCUAUCGAUGUGACAGACCUCAGACUCGGAGCUGACAGCCAACCCGGGGCGGCGUGUUGGGGUAGAGUCGUCUCUCCUGAAGAAUACAUUAUUGCGGUCGCUCUCACAGACUGUGGCAUGCGACACUGGAUCACAGAUGACUCCUUGAUCUACACUAACCUAUUAGUCUACUCUCCUACACCUACUCCUGACGGACUGAUUAGAAUGGAGGAAGUCGUGAUUCCUGUUGAAUGCCAUUACGGCAGGAGGUUCGAGUUGAGCAGUAACUCUGUCCAGCCGACAUGGAUAGCGUUCACUUCGACCCAGUCUGCCGUGGACACACUGGACUUCUCUCUGACGCUUAUGACAAGUGACUGGCUGUCGGAGCGGGUGUCCAAAGUGUAUUUCCUGGGUGAUUUUAUAAACAUUCAGGCAUCGUAUCAAAUGGGAUACCACACGGAACUGCGUGUUUUUGUGGAGGAAUGUGUGGCCACCAUCUCUCCUGAUCUAAACUCUGUGCCGCGAUAUGUCUUCAUCCAGAACCAUGGUUGUCUAACGGACAGUCUGCUGACUGCAUCCCGUUCCCGAUACCUGCCUCGUGUGCAGUCAGAGAAACUCCGCAUACAGCUGGAUGCUUUCCGCUUCCAUGAGGAGGAGAGUUCGGAGAUUUACAUUACGUGUCACCUGAGGGCCUACCCAGUCACAGACAACACAGAACCAGAGUCCAGGGCCUGCUCUUACAGUGAUGGCAGAUGGACGUCUGCAGAUGGGGAGGACUGGCGUUGUGACAGCUGCCAGCCUCAGGAUCAAACUCUACAGUAUUCUGGAACCCAUCCGUAUUCUGGAACACAUCAGUAUUCUGGAAUGCCCUUGAGGCCUAGAAUGCAGAGUCCAGCUCAGUUUGAGAGAAUACGGCCAUCUGCAACAUCACGGAACGUAUUUGGGCAAGAUGCCGCAGUAGGACCUUUGUCAGUCUUUUCCAAGAAGCAUAAGCUUGGCUCUUUGGCUCCCCCUGCUGGACAGGAGGCCAUUCCUGCAUUAUCUCCCAGUAAAGGGGACAGGAGACCCAUCCCACACAGCAGCCUCUGGAAAAACGGCAAAAACGCCAAGAUGGAUAAACAGCCCUUUGCACCGCACGGCAGAGCGAUGAGCAGUGCUAACAAACUGGACGGCGUUUCUGUGCCCUCGUGGCUGAUGGCGUUGGAACACUUAAUCGAUUCUCCAACUAUAGAUCCCAUAACUACAGCAGCGUCAGCAGAGAGAGAGGAUCCACCUGGCUCGGAACACGCUGGGAAAGACAGCAGCGUUCCCAUUCCAAGAACACUGGACCCCGGUGCAAAGGACGAACAGGAAGAGUCCAAAGCAUCUCCUCCCCCCUCUCCUACGACCACCUUCAGCACCAAAGACACGAGCCCAGAGAAAUGA
Molecule: messenger RNA, 1665 nt
Organism: Chanos chanos (milkfish)
Lineage: Eukaryota; Metazoa; Chordata; Actinopteri; Gonorynchiformes; Chanidae
Product: zona pellucida sperm-binding protein 3-like
Exons: 10
Coding region: 1-1665 (554 amino acids)
Biological process (GO): egg coat formation; positive regulation of acrosome reaction; binding of sperm to zona pellucida
Cellular component (GO): extracellular matrix
Molecular function (GO): acrosin binding
Source: RefSeq, a predicted model, not a curated record